Molecule: messenger RNA, 17544 nt
Organism: Acanthosepion pharaonis
Lineage: Eukaryota; Metazoa; Mollusca; Cephalopoda; Sepiida; Sepiidae
Source: the annotation of a GenBank genome assembly
AUGACCCAUUAUUUCAAGAAACGCUAUCCAUUAUUUCACCGUGUCCGCUUAUUUCAAGAAACGCUAUCCAUUAUUCACUGUGUCCCCUUAUUUCAAGAACCACUAUCCAUUAUUUCCCCGUGCACACUUAUUUCAAGAACCGCUAUCCAUUACUUCACCAUGACCCAUUAUUUCAAGAAACGCUAUCCAUUAUUUCACCGUGUCCGCUUAUUUCAAGAAUCGCUAUCCAUUAUUCACUGUGUCCCCUUAUUUCAAGAACCACUAUCCAUUAUUUCCCCGUGCACACUUAUUUCAAGAAACGCUAUCCAUUAUUUCACCGUGUCCGCUUAUUUCAAGAAACGCUAUCCAUUAUUCACUGUGUCCCCUUAUUUCAAGAACCACUAUCCAUUAUUUCCCCGUGCACACUUAUUUCAAGAACCGCUAUCCAUUACUUCACCGUGUCCGCUUAUUUCAAGAAACGCUAUCCAUUAUUCACUGUGUCCCCUUAUUUCAAGAACCACUAUCCAUUAUUUCCCCGUGCACACUUAUUUCAAGAACCGCUAUCCAUUACUUCACCAUGACCCAUUAUUUCAAGAAACGCUAUCCAUUAUUUCACCGUGUCCGCUUAUUUCAAGAAACGCUAUCCAUUAUUCACUGUGUCCCCCUUAUUUCAAGAACCACUAUCCAUUAUUUCCCCGUGCACACUUAUUUCAAGAACCGCUAUCCAUUAUUCACCAUGACCCAUUAUUUCAAGAAACGCUAUCCAUUAUUUCACCGUGUCCGCUUAUUUCAAGAAACGCUAUCCAUUAUUCACUGUGUCCCCUUAUUUCAAGAACCACUAUCCAUUAUUUCCCCGUCAAGAACAUCCUUAUUUCAAGAAACGCUAUCCAUUACUUCACCAUGACCCAUUAUUUCAAGAAACGCUAUCCAUUAUUUCACCGUGUCCGCUUAUUUCAAGAAACGCUAUCCAUUAUUCACUGUGUCCCUUAUUUCAAGAACCACUAUCCAUUAUUUCCCCGUGCACACUUAUUUCAAGAAACGCUAUCCAUUAUUUCACCGUGUCCGCUUAUUUCAAGAAACGCUAUCCAUUAUUCACUGUGUCCCUUAUUUCAAGAACCACUAUCCAUUAUUUCCCCAUGCACACUUAUUUCAAGAACCGCUAUCCAUUACUUCACCGUGUCCGCUUAUUUCAAGAAACGCUAUCCAUUAUUCACUGUGUCCCUUAUUUCAAGAACCACUAUCCAUUAUUUCCCCGUGCACACUUAUUUCAAGAACCGCUAUCCAUUAUUUCACCGUGUCCGCUUAUUUCAAGAAACGCUAUCCAUUAUUCACUGUGUCCCCUUAUUUCAAGAACCACUAUCCAUUAUUUCCCCGUGCACACUUAUUUCAAGAACCGCUAUCCAUUAUUUCACCGUGUCCGCUUAUUUCAAGAAACGCUAUCCAUUAUUCACUGUGUCCCCCUUAUUUCAAGAACCACUAUCCAUUAUUUCCCCAUGCACACUUAUUUCAAGAACCGCUAUCCAUUAUUUCACCGUGUCCGCUUAUUUCAAGUCCAUUAUUCACUGUGUCCCCUUAUUUAUUUCCAUUAUUUCCCCCGUGCACACUUAUUUCAAGAACCGCUAUCCAUUAUUCACCGUGUCCCCUUAUUUCAAGAACCGCUAUCCAUUAUUCACUGUGUCCCUUAUUUCAAGAACCACUAUCCAUUAUUCCCCCUGCACACUUUUCAAGAACCGCUUAUUUCAAGAACCGCUAUCCAUUACUUCACCGUGUCCGCUUAUUUCAAGAAACGCUAUCCAUUAUUCACUGUGUCCCCUUAUUUCAAGAACCACUAUCCAUUAUUUCCCCUGUGCUUAUUUAUUUCAAGAACCGCUAUCCAUUACUUCACCGUGUCCGCUUAUUUCAAGAAACGCUAUCCAUUAUUCACUGUGUCCCCUUAUUUCAAGAACCACUAUCCAUUAUUUCCCCGUGCACACUUAUUUCAAGAACCGCUAUCCAUUACUUCACCGUGUCCGCUUAUUUCAAGAAACGCUAUCCAUUAUUCACUGUGUCCCCUUAUUUCAAGAACCACUAUCCAUUAUUUCCCCGUGCACACUUAUUUCAAGAACCGCUAUCCAUUACUUCACCAUGACCCAUUAUUUCAAGAACGCUAUCCAUUAUUUCAUCCGUGUCACUUAUUUCAAGAACCGCUAUCCAUUAUUCUCCAAGAACCACUAUCCCCUUAUUUCAAGAACCACUAUCCAUUAUUUCCCUGUGCACACUUAUUUCAAGAACCGCUAUCCAUUACUUCACCGUGUCCGCUUAUUUCAAGAACCACUAAACGCUAUCCAUUAUUCACUGUGUCCCCUUAUUUCAAGAACCACUAUCCAUUAUUUCAAGAACCCGUGCACACUUAUUUCAAGAACCGCUAUCCAUUACUUCACCAUGACCCAUGACCCAUUAUUUCAAGAACGCUAUCCAUUAUUUUUCACCGUGUCCGCUUAUUUCAAGAAACGCUAUCCAUUAUUCACUGUGUCCCCUUAUUUCAAGAACUACUAUCCAUUAUUUCCCGUGCACACUUAUUUCAAGAACCGCUAUCCAUUGCUUCACCGUGUCCGCUUAUUUCAAGAAACGCUAUCCAUUAUUCACUGUGUCCCCCUUAUUUCAAGAACCAUAUCCAUUAUUUCACCAACCAUCCUAUCCAUUAUUUCCCCUUAUUUUGAACCACACUUAUUUCAAGAACCGCUAUCCAUUACUUCACCGUGUCCGCUUAUUUCAAGAAACGCUAUCCAUUAUUCACUGUGUCCCCUUAUUUCAAGAACCACUAUCCAUUAUUUCCCCGUGCACACUUAUUUCAAGAACCGCUAUCCAUUACUUCACCGUGUCCGCUUAUUUCAAGAAACGCUAUCCAUUAUUCACUGUGUCUUAUUUCAAGAACCACUAUUAUUUCAAGAACCACUAUCCAUUAUUUCACCGUGUCCUUAUUUCAAGAACCGCUAUCCAUUAUUCACUGUGACCCAUUAUUUCAAGAAACGCUAUCCAUUAUUUCACCGUGUCCGCUUAUUUCAAGAAACGCUAUCCAUUAUUCACUGUGUCCUUAUUUCAAGAAACCACUUAUCCAUUAUUUCCCCGUGCACCGUGUCCACUUAUUUCAAGAACCGCUAUCCAUUAUUCACUGUGUCUUAUUUCAAGAACCGCUAUCCAUUAUUUCAAGAACGCUAUCCAUUAUUCACUGUAACCGCUAUCCAUUAUUUCACCGUGUCCGCUUAUUUCAAGAAACGCUAUCCAUUAUUCACUGUGUCCCCUUAUUUCAAGAACCACUAUCCAUUAUUUCCCCGUGCACUUAUUUCAAGAACCGCUAUCCAUUACUUCACCGUGUCCGCUUAUUUCAAGAAACGCUAUCCAUUAUUCACUGUGUCCCUUAUUUCAAGAACCACUAUCCAUUAUUUCCCCGUGCACACUUAUUUCAAGAACCGCUAUCCAUUACUUCACCAUGUCCCAUUAUUUCAAGAAACGCUAUCCAUUAUUCACUGUGUCCCCUUAUUUCAAGAACCAUCCAUUAUCCAUUACUUAUUUCAAGAACCGCUAUCCAUUACUUCACCGUGUGCACUAUCAUUAUUCCCCCUUAUUUCAAGAACGCUAUCCAUUAUUUCACUGUGUCCAUUACUUCAUGACCCAUCCAUUUUCAAGAAGAACCGCUAUCCAUUAUUUCACCGUGUCCGCUUAUUUCAAGAAACGCUAUCCAUUAUUCACUGUGUCCCCUUAUUUUCAAGAACCACUAUCCAUUAUUUCCCCGUGCACACUUAUUUCAAGAACUGCUAUCCAUUACUUCACCGUGUCCGCUUAUUUCAAGAAACGCUAUCCAUUAUUCACUGUGUCCCCUUUAUUUCAAGAACCACUAUCCAUUAUUUCCCCGUGCACACUUAUUUCAAGAACCGCUAUCCAUUACUUCACCGUGUCCGCUUAUUUCAAGAAACGCUAUCCAUUAUUCACUGUGUCCCUUAUUUCAAGAACCACUAUCCAUUAUUUCCCCUGUGCACUUAUUUCAAGAACCGCUAUCCAAGAACCGCCAUCCAUUACUUCACCAAGAACCGCUAUGACCCAUUAUUUCAAGAAACGCUAUCCAUUAUUCCCCACCGUGUCAAGAACGCUAUCCAUUUCCGUGCAAACUUAUUUCAAGAACUGCUAUCCAUUAUUCACUGUGUCCCCUUAUUUCAAGAAACCACUAUCCAUUAUUCCCCUGUGCACACUUAUUUCAAGAACCGCUAUCCAUUACUUCACCGUGUCCGCUUAUUUCAAGAAACGCUAUCCAUUAUUCACUGUGUCCCCUUAUUUCAAGAACCACUAUCCAUUAUUUCCCUGUGCACACUUAUUUCAAGAACCGCUAUCCAUUACUUCACCGUGUCCCUUAUUUCAAGAAACGCUAUCCAUUAUUCACUGUGUCCCCUUAUUUCAAGAACCACUAUCCAUUAUUCCCCGUGCACACUUAUUUCAAGAACCGCUAUCCAUUACCGUGUCACUUAUUUGAAACGCCCAUUAUUCAUUGUCCCCUUAUUUCAAGAACCACUAUCAUUAUUCCCCAUUAUUUCUAUCCAUUGUCCGCUUAUUUCAAGAAACGCUAUCCAUUAUUCACUGUGUCCCUUAUUUCAAGAACCACUAUCCAUUAUUCCCCCGUGCACACUUAUUUCAAGAACCGCUAUCCAUUACUUCACCGUGUCCGCUUAUUUCAAGAAACGCUAUCCAUUAUUCACUGUGUCCCCUUAUUUCAAGAACUACUAUCCAUUAUUUCCCCGUGCACACUUAUUUCAAGAACUGCUAUCCAUUAUUUUCACUGUGUCCGCUUAUUUCAAGAAACGCUAUCCAUUAUUCACUGUGUCCCCCUUAUUUCAAGAACUACUAUCCAUUAUUUCCCCGUGCACACUUAUUUCAAGAACCGCUAUCCAUUACUUCACCGUGUCCGCUUAUUUCAAGAAACGCUAUCCAUUAUUCACUGUGUCCCCUUAUUUCAAGAACCACUAUCCAUUAUUUCCCGUGCACACUUAUUUCAAGAACCGCUAUCCAUUACUUCACCGUGUCCGCUUAUUUCAAGAAACGCUAUCCAUCCUGUGUCCCCUUAUUUCAAGAACCACUAUCCAUUAUUUCCCCAAACGCUAUCCAUUAUUCACUGUGUCCCCUUAUUUCAAGAACCACUAUCCAUUAUUUCCCCGUGCACACUUAUUUCAAGAACCGCUAUCCAUUACUUCACCGUGUCCGCUUAUUUCAAGAAACGCUAUCCAUUAUUCACUGUGUCCCAUUAUUAUUUCAAGAACCACUAUCCAUUAUUUCCCCCGUCCAUUAUUUCUUAAGAAACGCUAUCCGUUCACCGUGUCCGCUUAUUUCAAGAAACGCUAUCCAUUAUUCACUGUGACCCUUUAUUUCAAGAACUACUAUCCAUUAUUUCCCUGUGCACAUUAUUUCAAGAACCGCUAUCCAUUACUUCACCGUGUCCGCUUAUUUCAAGAAACGCUAUCCAUUAUUCACUGUGUCCCCUUAUUUCAAGAACCAUCCAUUAUCCAUUAUUUUCUAUCCAUUUCACCACUUAUUUCAAGAAACGCUAUCCAUUAUUCACCGUGUCCCUUAUUUCAAGAAACGCUAUCCAUUAUUUCCUGUGUCCCCUUAUUUCAAGAACCACUAUCCAUUAUUUCCCCGUGCACACUUAUUUCAAGAACCGCUAUCCAUUACUUCAUUAUGACCCAUUAUUUCAAGAAACGCUAUCCAUUAUUUCACCGUGUCCGCUUAUUUCAAGAAACGCUAUCCAUUAUUCACUGUGUCCCCUUAUUUCAAGAACCACUAUCCAUUAUUUCCCCGUGUCACACUUAUUUCAAGAACCGCUAUCCAUUACUGUGUCCCAUUAUUUCAAGAACCGCUAUCCAUUAUUCACCGUGUCUUAUUUCAAGAAACGCUAUCCAUUAUUCACUGUGUCCCCUUAUUUCAAGAACCACUAUCCAUUAUUCCCCCGUGCACACUUAUUUCAAGAACCGCUAUCCAUUACUUCACCGUGUCCGCUUAUUUCAAGAAACGCUAUCCAUUAUUCACUGUGUCCCCUUAUUUCAAGAACCGCUAUCCAUUACUUCACCGUGUCCGCUUAUUUCAAGAAACGCUAUCCAUUAUUCACUGUGUCCCCUUAUUUCAAGAACUACUAUCCAUUAUUUCCCCGUGCACACUUAUUUCAAGAACCGCUAUCCAUUACGUAAACGCUAUCCAUUAUUCACUGUCCCCUUAUUUCAAGAACCACUAUCCAUUAUUUCCCCGUGCACACUUAUUUCAAGAACCGCUAUCCAUUACUUCACCAUGUCCGCAUUAUUUCAAGAAACGCUAUCCAUUAUUUCACUGUGUCCGCUUAUUUCAAGAACCGCUAUCCAUUAUUCACCGUGUCCCCUUAUUUCAAGAAACACUAUCCAUUAUUCACCGUGUCCCCUUAUUUCAAGAACCACUAUCCAUUAUUUUGUGAACUUAUUUCAAGCUAUCCAUUAUUUCACCGUGACCCAUUAUUUCAAGAAACGCUAUCCAUUAUUUCGUGUCCGCUUAUUUCAAGUAUCCAUUAUUCACUGUGUCCCCUUAUUUCAAGAACUACUAUCCAUUAUUCACUGUGUCCACUUAUUUCAAGAACCGCUAUCCAUUACUUCACCGUGUCCAUUAUUUCUAAGAAACGCUAUCCAUUAUUCAAGUGUCCCUUAUUUCAAGAACCACAUCCAUUACUUCCCGUUAUUUCAAGAACCGCUAUCCAUUAUUCACUGUGACCCAUUAUUUCAAGAAACGCUAUCCAUUAUUUCACCGUGUCCGCUUAUUUCAAGAAACGCUAUCCAUUAUUCACUGUGUCCCCUUAUUUCAAGAACCACUAUCCAUUAUUUCCUGUGCACACUUAUUUCAAGAACCGCUAUCCAUUACUUCACCGUGUCCGCUUAUUUCAAGAAACGCUAUCCAUUAUUCACUGUGUCCCCUUAUUUCAAGAACCACUAUCCAUUAUUUCCCCGUGCACACUUAUUUCAAGAACCGCUAUCCAUUACUUCACCGUGUCCAUUAUUUCAAGAAACGCUAUCCAUUAUUCCUGUGUCCCACUGCUAUCCAUUGUCCCACUUAUUUCAAGAACCGCUAUCCUAUUCACUGUGUCCCUUAUUUCAAGAACCACUAUCCAUUAUUUCAAAACACUUAUUUCUAAGAACCGCUAUCCAUUACUUCACCGUGUCCGCUUAUUUCAAGAAACGCUAUCCAUUAUUCACUGUGUCCCCUUAUUUCAAGAACCACUAUCCAUUAUUUCCCCCGUGCACACUUAUUUCAAGAACCGCUAUCCAUUACUUCACCGUGUUUAUUUCAAGAAACGCUAUCCAUUAUUUCCCCGUGUCCCCUUAUUUCAAGAACCGCUAUCCAUUAUUUCAAGAACCACUAUCCAUUAUUUCCGCACACUUAUUUCAAGAAACGCUAUCCAUUAUUCACUGUCCUAUCCUUAUUUCAAGAACCACUAUCCAUUAUUUCACCGUGCACACUUAUUUCAAGAAACGCUAUCCAUUAUUCACUGUGUCCCUUAUUUCAAGAACCGCUAUCCAUUAUUCACUCCCAUUAUUUCAAGAAACGCUAUCCAUUUUCAAGAAACACUAUCCAUUAUUUGCACCCUUAUUUCAAGAACCACUAUCCAUUAUUACCCAAGAUUAUUUCAAGAACGCUAUCCAUUAUUCACCGUGUCCGCUUAUUUCAGAAACGCUAUCCAUUAUUCCACUGUGUCCUUAUUUCAAGAAACGCUAUCCAUUAUUCACUGUGUCCCCUUAUUUCAAGAACCGCUAUCCAUUACUUCACCGUGUCCGCUUAUUUCAAGAAACGCUAUCCAUUAUUCACUGUGUCCCCUUAUUUCAAGAACCACUAUCCAUUAUUCCCCCGUGCACACUUAUUUCAAGAACCGCUAUCCAUUACUUCACCGUGUCCGCUUAUUUCAAGAAACGCUAUCCAUUAUUCACUGUGCUCCCUUAUUUCAAGAACCACUAUCCAUUAUUUCAUCCAUUGUACACUUAUUUCAAGAACCGCUAUCCAUUAUUCACGUGUCCCUUAUUUCAAGAAACGCUAUCCAUUACUUCCCGUGACCCAUUAUUUCAAGAAACGCUAUCCAUUAUUUCACCGUGUCCGCUUAUUUCAAGAAACGCUAUCCAUUAUUCACUGUGUCCCCUUAUUUCAAGAAACUAUCCAUUACUUCACUGUGUCCAUUAUUUCAAGAACUGCUAUCCAUUAUUCACCGUGUCCCCUUAUUUCAAGAAACGCUAUCCAUUAUUUUCACCGUGUCCGCUUAUUUCAAGAAACGCUAUCCAUUAUUCACUGUGUCCCCUUAUUUCAAGAACCACUAUCCAUUAUUUCCCUUAUUUCAGAAACGCUAUCCAUUACACUUAUUUCAAGAACCGCUAUCCAUUACUUCACCGUGUCCGCUUAUUUCAAGAAACGCUAUCCAUUAUUCACUGUGUCCCCUUAUUUCAAGACUAUCCAUUAUUAUUUCAAGAAACGCUAUCCAUUAUUUCACUGUGUCUUAUUUCAAGAAACGCUAUCCAUUAUUUCACCGUGAAAGCUAUCCAUUAUUCACUGUGUCCCUUAUUUCAAGAACCACUAUCCAUUAUUCCCUGUGCACACUUAUUUCAAGAACCGCUAUCCAUUCACCGUGUCCAUUAUUUCAAGAAACGCUAUCCAUUAUUCACUGUGUCCGCUUAUUUCAAGAACCGCUAUCCAUUAUUCACUGUGUCCCCUUAUUUCAAGAACCGCUAUCCAUUAACUUAUUUAAGAACCGCUAUCCAUUAUCUGUACUUAUUUCAAGAACCUUUAUCCAUUCAAGAACCACUAUCCAUUAUUUCAAUUGUCCAUUAUUCACUGUGUCCCUUAUUUCAAGAACUACUAUCCAUUAUUUCCCAAGAACCUUAUUUCAAGAACCAUAUCCAUUACUUCACCGUGUCCGCUUAUUUCAAGAAACGCUAUCCAUUAUUCACUGUGUCCCCUUAUUUCAAGAACCACUAUCCAUUAUUUCAAGAACCCUGUCCAUUGCUUAUUUCAAGAACGCUAUCCAUUAUUUCAAGAAACGCUAUCCAUUACCCAGUGUCCGCUUAUUUCAAGAAACGUGUCCGCUUAUUCCCCAAGAAUUUCAAGAACUAUCCAUUACUUCACCGUGUCCCUUAUUUCAAGAACGCUAUCCAUUAUUCAUGUGUCCCUUAUUUCAAGAACCACUAUCCAUUAUUCCCGUGCACACUUAUUUCAAGAACCGCUAUCCAUUACUUCACCGUGUCCCUUAUUUCAAGAAACGCUAUCCAUUAUUCACUGUGUCCCUUAUUUCAAGAACCACUAUCCAUUAUUUCCCCGUGCAUACUUAUUUCAAGAAACGCUAUCCAUUAUUCCUGUGUCCGCUUAUUUCAAGAAACGCUAUCCAUUAUUCACUGUCCCUUAAAAACCAUCAUCCAUGUUCCCCCGUGCACACUUAUUUCAAGAACCGCUAUCCAUUAUUCACUGUGUCCCCUUAUUUCAAGAACCGCUAUCCAUUAUUCACUCCGAUCCCCCUUAUUUCAAGAACCGCUAUCCAUUGCUUCACCGUGUCCCUUAUUUCAGAAACGCUAUCCAUUAUUCACUGUGUCCCUUAUUUCAGGAACUACUAUCCAUUGUUCCGUGUCCACUUAUUUCAAGAACCGCUAUCCAUUGCUUCACCGUGUCCGCUUAUUUCAAGAAACGCUAUCCAUUAGUUCACUGUGUCCAUUAUUUCAAGAACCGCUAUCCAUUACUUCACCGUGUCCGCUUAUUAUUUCAAGAAACGCUAUCCAUUAUUCACUGUGUCCCUUAUUUCAAGAACUACUAUCCAUUAUUUCCCUGUGCACACUUAUUUCAAGAACCGCUAUCCAUUACUUUGUCCGCUUAUUUCAAGAAACGCUAUCCAUUAUUCACUGUGUCCCUUAUUUCAAGAACCGCUAUCCAUUAUUUCACCUAACUACUAUCCAUUAUUUCCCCGUGUCCCCUUAUUUCAAGAACCGCUAUCCAUUACUUCACCGUGUCCGCUUAUUUCAAGAAACGCUAUCCAUUAUUCACUGUGUCCCCUUAUUUCAAGAACUACUAUCCAUUGUUCCCCAUUGCACACUUAUUUCAAGAACCGCUAUGCUUCCACCGUGUCCCUUAUUUCAAGAAACGCUAUCCAUUAUUCACUGUGUCCCCUUAUUUCAAGAACCGCUAUCCAUUACUUCACCGUGUCCCUUAGAACGCUAUCCAUUCCCACUGUGUCCCUUAUUUCAAGAACUACUAUCCAUUAUUUCCCCGUGUCCGCUUAUUUCAAGAAACGCUAUCCAUUCUUCACCGUGUCCGCUUAUUUCAAGAAACGCUAUCCAUUAUUCACUGUGUCCCCUUAUUUCAAGAACCACUAUCCAUUAUUUCCCCGUGCACACUUAUUUCAAGAACCGCUAUCCAUUAUUCACUGUGUCCCAUUAUUUCAAGAAACGCUAUCCAUUAUUUCACCGUGUCCGCUUAUUUCAAGAACCGCUAUCCAUUAUUCACCGUGUCCCCUUAUUUCAAGAACCGCUAUCCAUUAUCCCCUUAUUUCAAGAACCGCUAUCCAUUAUUUCCCCCAUUAUUUCAGAACCGCUAUCCAUUACUUCACCGUGUCCGCUUAUUUCAAGAAACGCUAUCCAUUAUUCACUCACCCCUUAUUUCAAGAACUACUAUCCAUUAUUUCACCGUGCACACUUAUUUCAAGAAACGCUAUCCAUUAUUCACUGUGUCCGCUUAUUUCAAGAACCGCUAUCCAUUAUUUCACCGUGUCCCCUUAUUUCAAGAAACGCUAUCCAUUAUUCACUGUGUGACUUAUUUCAAGAACCACUAUCCAUUAUUCCCCUAUGCACACUUAUUUCAAGAACCCCUUAUUUCAAGAACCCUUUCCUUCACCGUGUCCGCUUAUUUCAACGCUAUCAAACCGUGCUAUCAAAACAUUAUUCACUCCUGUCCCCUUAUUUCAAGAACCACUAUCCAUUAUUUCCCCGUGUCCACUUAUUUCAAGAACCGCUAUCCAUUACUUCACCUACCGUGUCCGCUUAUUUCAAGAAACGCUAUCCAUUAUUCAUGUGUCCCCCUUAUUUCAAGAACCGCUAUCCAUUACUUCACCGUGUCCGCUUAUUUCAAGAAACGCUAUCCAUUAUUCACUGUGUCCCCCUUAUUUCAAGAACCACUAUCCAUUAUUCCCCGUGCACACUUAUUUCAAGAAUUACUUCACCGUAUCCAUUAUUUCACCAAGAACCGCUAUCCAUUACUUCACCGUGUCCGCUUAUUUCAAGAAACGCGCUAUCCAUUAUUCCACUGUGUCCAUUAUUUCAAGAACCACUAUCCAUUCACCGUGUCCGCUUAUUUCAGAAACGCUAUCCAUUAUUCCUGUAUCCCCUUAUUUCAAGAACCGCUAUCCAUUACUUCACCGUGUCCGCUUAUUUCAAGAAACGCUAUCCAUUAUUCACUGUGUCCCCUUAUUUCAAGAACCGCUAUCCAUUGUUCACCGUGUCCACUUAUUUUAAAGAAACGCUAUCCAUUACUUCACCGUGUCCUUAUUUCAAGAAACCUAUCCAUUAUUCCCUUGUGUCCCCUUAUUUCAAGAACCACUAUCCAUUAUUCCCCGUGUCCACUUAUUUCAAGAACCGCUAUCCAUUACUUCACCGUGUCCCUUAUUUCAAAACGCUAUCCAUUAUUUGUGUCCCUUAUUUCAAGAAACGCUAUCCAUUACUUCACCGUGUCCGCUUAUUUCAAGAAUGCUAUCCAUUAUUCACUCGUGUCCCUUAUUUCAAGAACUACUAUCCAUUAACCGUGUCCGCUUAUUUCAAGAAACGCUAUCCAUUAUUCACUGUGUCCCCUUAUUUCAAGAACCGCUAUCCAUUAUUCCUGUGUCCCACUUAUUUCAAGAACCGCUAUCCAUUGCUUCACCGUGUCCGCUUAUUUCAAGAAACGCUAUCCAUUAUUCACUGUGUCCCCUUAUUUCAAGAACCACUAUCCAUUAUUCCCCCGUGCACACUUAUUUCAAGAACCGCUAUCCAUUAUUCACCGUGUCCCUUAUUUCAAGAAAUCCAUUAUUCCUGUGUCCCCUUAUUUCAAGAACCACUAUCCAUUAUUCCCGCUUAUUUCAAGAAACGCUAUCCAUUACUUCACCGUGUCCGCUUAUUUCAAGAAACGCUAUCCAUUAUUCACUGUGUCCCUUAUUUCAAGAAGAACUAUCCAUUAUUCCAUUAUUUCGUGAAACGCUAUCCAUUAUUCACACCUUAUUUCAAGAACUGCUAUCCAUUUUUUCCCCGUGACACAUUAUUUCAAGAACCGCUAUCCAUUAUUUCACCGUGUCCUGGCUUAUUUCAAGAAACGCUAUCCAUUAUUCACUGUGCCCCCCUUAUUUCAAGAACCACUAUCCAUUAUUCCCCACACUUAUUUCAAGAACCGCUAUCCAUUACUUCACCGUGUCCGCUUAUUUCAAGAAACGCUAUCCAUUAUUCACUGUGUCCCUUAUUUCAAGAACCGCUAUCCAUUAUUUCACCGUGUCCUUAUUUCAAGAAACGCUAUCCAUUUAUUUGUCCCCUUAUUUCAAGAACUACUAUCCAUUAUUUCCCUUAUUUCAAGAACCGCUAUCCAUUAGCCUUCACCGUGUCCGCUUAUUUCAAGAACCGCUAUCCAUUAUUCACUGUGUCCCUUAUUUCAAGAACCAUUAUUCAUCCAUUAUUUUCCAUUACACCGUGUCCCCUUAUUUCAAGAACCGCUAUCCAUUAUUCACUGUGUCCUUAUUUCAAGAACCGCUAUCCAUUAUUUCACCGUGUCCGCUUAUUUCAAGAAACGCUAUCCAUUAUUCACUGUGUCCCCUUAUUUCAAGAACCGCUAUCCAUUAUUUCCCCGUGUCACACUUAUUUCAAGAACCGCUAUCCAUUAUUUCACCGUGUCCGCUUAUUUCAAGAAACGCUAUCCAUUAUUCACUGUGUCCCCUUAUUUCAAGAACCGCUAUCCAUUAUUCACUGUGUCCGCUUAUUUCAAGAAACGCUAUCCAUUAUUCCCCGUGUCCCCUUAUUUCAAGAACUACUAUCUAUCCAUUAUUUCAAGAACCGUAUCCAUUUCUUCACCGUGUUUCUUAUUUCAAGAAACGCUAUCCAUUAUUCACUGUGUCCCCUUAUUUCAAGAACCACUAUCCAUUAUUUCCCCGUGCACACUUAUUUCAAGAACCGCUAUCCAUUACUUCACCGUGUCCGCUUAUUUCAAGAAACGCUAUCCAUUAUUCACUGUGUCCCCUUAUUUCAAGAACCACUAUCCAUUAUUUCCCCGUCCUUAUUUCAAGAACCGCUAUCAUUACUUCACCGUGUCCGCUUAUUUCAAGAAACGCUAUCCAUUAUUCACUGUGUCCCUUAUUUCAAGAACUACUAUCCAUUAAACACUUAUUUCAAGAACUGCUAUCCAUUAUUCACCGUGUCCGCUUAUUUCAAGAAACGCUAUCCAUUAUUCACUGUGUCCCCUUAUUUCAAGAACCGCUAUCCAUUACUUCACCGUGUCCGCUUAUUUCAAGAAACGCUAUCCAUUAUUCACUGUGUCCCCCUAUUUCAAGAACCCUAUCCAUUAUUUCAAGAACUGCUAUCCAUUAUUUCAAGAAACGCUAUCCAUUAUUCACUGUGUCCCUUAUUUCAAGAACCACUAUCCAUUAUUUUUGCACUUAUUUCAAGAACCGCUAUCCAUUACUUCACCGUGUCCGCUUAUUUCAAGAAACGCUAUCCAUUAUUCCCUGUCCCUUAUUUCAAGAACCGCUAUCCAUUACUUCACCGUGUCCGCUUAUUUCAAGAAACGCUAUCCAUUAUUCACUGUGUCCCCAUUAUUUCAAGAACCGCUAUCAAGACUUCACCGUGUCCGCUUAUUUCAAGAAACGCUAUCCAUUAUUCACUGUGUCCCCUUAUUUCAAGAACCACUAUCCAUUAUUUCCCCGUGCACACUUAUUUCAAGAACCGCUAUCCAUUACUUCACCGUGUCCGCUUAUUUCAAGAAACGCUAUCCAUUAUUCACUGUGUCCCCUUAUUUCAAGAACCACUAUCCAUUAUUCCCCCGUGCACACUUAUUUCAAGAACCGCUAUCCAUUACUUCACCGUGUCCGCUUAUUUCAAGAAACGCUAUCCAUUAUUCACUAUCCAUUAUUUCAAGAACUACUAUCCAUUAUUUCCCACUGUGUCCCCUUUUAUUUCAAGAACCGCUAUCCAUUACUUCACCGUGUCCGCUUAUUUCAAGAAACGCUAUCCAUUAUUCACUGUGUCCCCUUAUUUCAAGAACCGCUAUCCAUUACUUCACCGUGUCCGCUUAUUUCAAGAAACGCUAUCCAUUAUUCACUGUGUCCCUUAUUUCAAGAAACGCUAUCCAUUAUUCACCGUGUCCGCUUAUUUCAAGAAACGCUAUCCAUUAUUCACAUGUGUCCCCUUAUUUCAAGAAACGCUAUCCAUUAUUCCCUGUGUCACACUUAUUUCAAGAACCGCUAUCCAUUACUUCCCCGUGUCCGCUUAUUUCAAGAACCGCUAUCCAUUAUUCACUGUGUCCCCUUAUUUCAAGAAACAUCCAUUAUCCAUUAUUCAAGAACUGUGUCACCCUUAUUUCAAGAAACGCUAUCCAUUAUUCACUGUGUCCAUUUCAAGAACCACUAUCCAUUAUUCCCUGUGCACACUUAUUUCAAGAACCGCUAUCCAUUACUUCACCGUGUCCGCUUAUUUCAAGAAACGCUAUCCAUUAUUCACUGUGUCCCCUUAUUUCAAGAACCACUAUCCAUUAUUUCCCAAGAACGUGCGUGUCCGCUUAUUUCAAGAACCGCUAUCCAUUACUUCACCGUGUCCGCUUAUUUCAAGAAACGCUAUCCAUUAUUCACUGUGUCCCCUUAUUUCAAGAACACUAUGUGUCCCUUAUUUCAAGAACCGCUAUCCAUUAUUCACCGUGUCCCUUAUUUCAAGAAACGCUAUCCAUUAUUCACUGUGUCCCCUUAUUUCAAGAACCGCUAUCCAUUACUUCACCGUGUCCGCUUAUUUCAAGAAACGCUAUCCAUUAUUCACUGUGUCCCCUUAUUUCAAGAACUACUAUCCAUUAUUUCCCCGUGCACACUUAUUUCAAGAACCGCUAUCCAUUACUUCACCGUGUCCGCUUAUUUCAAGAAACGCUAUCCAUUAUUCACUGUGUCCCCUUAUUUCAAGAACCGCUAUCCAUUACUUCACCGUGUCCGCUUAUUUCAAGAAACGCUAUCCAUUAUUCACUGUGUCCCCUUAUUUCAAGAAUCUAUCCAUUACUUCACCGUGUCCGCUUAUUUCAAGAAACGCUAUCCAUUAUUCACUGUGUCCCCUUAUUUCAAGAACCACUAUCCAUUAUUCCCCCGUGCACACUUAUUUCAAGAACCGCUAUCCAUUACUUCACCGUGUCCGCUUAUUUCAAGAAACGCUAUCCAUUAUUCACUGUGUCCCCUUAUUUCAAGAACCACUAUCCAUUAUUCCCCGUGCACACACUUAUUUCAAGAACCGCUAUCCAUUACUUCACCGUGUCCGCUUAUUUCAAGAAACGCUAUCCAUUAUUCACUGUGUCCCCUUAUUUCAAGAACCGCUAUCCCUUUCACCGUGUCCGCUUAUUUCAAGAAAACGCUAUCCAUUAUUCACUGUGUCCCCUUAUUUUUCAAGAACUACUAUCCAUUAUUUCCCCGUGCACACUUAUUUCAAGAACCGCUAUCCAUUACUUCACCGUGUCCGCUUAUUUCAAGAAACGCUAUCCAUUAUUCACUGUGUCCCCUUAUUUCAAGAACCACUAUCCAUUAUUUCCCAUUGUGCACACUUAUUUCAAGAACCGCUAUCCAUUACAAGAAACGCUAUUCACCUUAUUUCAAGUCCGCUUCCAUUUUCAAGAAACGCUAUCCAUUAUUCACUGUGUCCCCUUAUUUCAAGAAAGAACCACUAUCCAUUAUUUCCCCACUGCACACUUAUUUCAAGAACCGCUAUCCAUUACUUCACCGUGUCCGCUUAUUUCAAGAAACGCUAUCCAUUAUUCACUGUGUCCCCUUAUUUCAAGAACUGCUAUCCAUUACUUCUAAGAACUGCUAUCCGUGUCCAUUAUUUCAAGAAACGCUAUCCAUUAUUCACUGUGUCCCCUUAUUUCAAGAACUACUAUCCAUUAUUUCCCGUGUCCACUUAUUUCAAGAACCGCUAUCCAUUACUUCACCGUGUCCGCUUAUUUCAAGAACCAUCCUCAUCCAUUAUUCACUGUGCACACUUAUUUCAAGAACCGCUAUCCAUUACUUCACCGUGUCCGCUUAUUUCAAGAAACGCUAUCCAUUAUUCACUGUGUCCCCUUAUUUCAAGAACCACUAUCCAUUAUUUUUGCACACUUAUUUCAAGAACCGCUAUCCAUUACUUCACCGUGUCCGCUUAUUUCAAGAAACGCUAUCCAUUAUUCCCUGUGUCCCUUAUUUCAAGAACCGCUAUCCAUUACUUCACCGUGUCCCUUAUUUCAAGAAACGCUAUCCAUUAUUCACUGUGUCCCUAUCCAUUAUUCCCCGUGCACACUUAUUUCAAGAACCGCUAUCCAUUACUUCACCGUGUCCGCUUAUUUCAAGAAACGCUUCCAUUAUUUCUGUGUCCCCCUUAUUUCAAGAAACGUGUCCGCUUAUUUAUCCAUUACUUCACCGUGUCCGCUUAUUUCAAGAAACGCUAUCCAUUAUUCACUGUGUCCCCUUAUUUCAAGAACCACUAUCCAUUAUUUCCUGCUAUGCACACUUAUUUCAAGAACCGCUAUCCAUUACUUCCACCGUGUCCACUUAUUUCAAGAAACGCUAUCCAUUAUUCACUGUGUCCCCUUAUUUCAAGAACCACUAUCCAUUAUUUCAAGAACCACUAUCCAUUAUCCCUGUGCACACUUAUUUCAAGAACCGCUAUCCAUUACUUCACCGUGUCCGCUUAUUUCAAGAAACGCUAUCCAUUAUUCACUGUGUCCCUUAUUUCAAGAACCACUAUCCAUUAUUCCCCCGUGCACACUUAUUUCAAGAACCGCUAUCCAUUACUUCACCGUGUCCGCUUAUUUCAAGAAACGCUAUCCAUUAUUCACUGUGUCCCUUAUUUCAAGAACCACUAUCCAUCCAUUAUUCCCCGUGCACCUUUAUUUCAAGAACCGCUAUCCAUUACUUCACCGUGUCCGCUUAUUUCAAGAAACGCUAUCCAUUAUUCACUGUGUCCCUUAUUUCAAGAACCACUAUCCAUUAUUUCCCUGUGCAUUCACCGCGCCCUUUAUUUCAAGAACCGCUAUCCAUUACUUCACCGUGUCCGCUUAUUUCAAGAAACGCUAUCCAUUAUUCACUGUGUCCCCUUAUUUCAAGAACCCAUCCAUUAUCAUUAUUUCAAGAACUGCUAUCCAUUUCACCGUGUCCGCUUAUUUCAAGAACCGCUAUCCAUUAUUCACUGUGUCCCCUUAUUUCAAGAACCACUAUCCAUUAUUCCCCGUAUUAUUUCAAGAACCGCUAUCCAUUAUUUCACCAUGACCCAUUAUUUCAAGAACCGCUAUCCAUUAUUUCACCGUGCCCCCUUAUUUCAAAAACAUUACUGA